AUGGCUGCUUCAAAAUCCAAAACUUCUACCACUUCUCACACAACCAUAUCUUCCGCAAUUCGACGACGUGAUCGUUCUGAAAUAGACACAACUGGCCGCCGUUCAAUUUUCCAAGUACGUGGCGUUUCAUACCCGUUACGACGACGUGCAAAAUCCAAUAAACAAAAUUCCCAAAUCGAAAACAACGAUAACGAAAUUUCCGAAGAAGUCAUUCGAAUUCUUGAAUCAUGUAUUGACAUAAUUGAAGAAAAGGUAAAUACCUUAACCAAAUCCAUUAUCAUUCAGAACUCUUCGAAACAGAUUUCUGAUAAACCGAGUACUAAAGAAAGUAAGUUUUCGGCGUUGAGCAUCGACGAAUUAUUGAAGUUAACACGGGAUUUGGGUUUAAUUAAUAAAAGUUCUUUUAUAGAGCAGCAAAACGAAGAGCAGAAACUAAAAUUACAGCCAAGUCAAUUUGAAUUUGUCUUUAGUUUAAAUGAUUUUAAUAUAUUCGACAAGCGAAAUAUGGUUGUAAAAUUCGGAAAUUCUUAA
Ambispora gerdemannii is the source of this 531-nucleotide messenger RNA. The record is from the annotation of a GenBank genome assembly. NCBI's taxonomy places the organism in Eukaryota, Fungi, Glomeromycota, Glomeromycetes, Archaeosporales, Ambisporaceae.